Carassius auratus (goldfish) is the source of this 4650-nucleotide messenger RNA. RefSeq names its product splicing regulatory glutamine/lysine-rich protein 1-like. The record is from RefSeq and is a predicted model, not a curated record. Gene Ontology annotation, cellular component: nucleoplasm. The coding region runs from base 2125 to 3441 and encodes 438 amino acids. The transcript is spliced from 11 exons. Lineage: Eukaryota; Metazoa; Chordata; Actinopteri; Cypriniformes; Cyprinidae. Gene Ontology annotation, molecular function: RNA binding.
AAAGCAUAUUAGUAUGUUAUGUGUAAGCCAGGUUAAAUGAAAAAAAGGUUAAAAAAAGAUGUGGGAACAAGUCAAGCAUGGGGUGUGCCACAUCUAGGAUACCACAUUGUGCACUUUUGGGGAAGAAGAGGGUGUGUGUUUGUGGGCUGGCCUCAUGGCAUUGACUGGACUAAAGAAACCACUCAUCCAGUCUAUUCCAUACUAGUUCAGUGGGAGGGGACCAUUCCAGGUUGAGCUUCUCCACCGCCUUAGAUAUGAUGCGCAGCAGAUCCUGAUCUGCGUGACUAGGUUUGUAAAUCUCACUGUGAUGAGUGUCAAAGUCAUCCAUGUGGCUGGCUAACCAAUCUUCCAGAUCUGAAGCCGUGGAGGACAUGGCAUCGUCACAGUCUUUCUUAGGCAUGCCAAGAAAUCCACCGGAGAGAGUUGAUCUGGAGAGCAGGGACCACGCGGACGUUAUGCCGGCAUAACCUCACUGACAGCAGUGUUGGUUUCUGCAACCAGUGGCCAUUGCUUCUUACUUUGCAGCUGUGGAGUAACAGCAGAGGAGAAAGAUGGCAGAUAGGGAGUAGAUGCAUCACUGAGUGCGAGGGCUACCUUCCUGUAGAGAGUCCUGACACCUUUAGAGUCACAGUAAGGGCAGUAGGGCUCAUCAGUGGUGGACUUUGCGUGGACACGGCCCAGAUGCAGAUGCACCUAUCCUGAUUGGCUGGGAGCUGUAGAGGUCCCAAACAGGAAGCACAAAGUUUGAAGGACAUAUCUUAUAUUUUCACUACAUUUAUCCACCUUUGGUGUAAACCACUGCUGUAUAAGGGGUGCCACACCCCUCAUUUCUAUGCACUUGAGAGCCAUUGGCCAUUGUAGAGUUAGGAUUUACUUUUCUAAGAAGAAAGGUGUUUCCCCAGUGCAUCAGCUAGCUGUAUGAAACAUCGAGAGACAUCUCGAAAGGGAACCACUAGGUACAUCCUGCCUUAUGAACAACUGGUAAAACCAAAUAAUGUAUAGAUUUAGUUACAUACUAGUUUUUAGUUACUAAGCCUCUAGUGUGGACCCAACACAGGUAAAUAGAGUUCUGUUUUACGUCUUAAGCAAAUACACACAAAAUUAUGUCUGAAUGGCUCUUGACGAGUAUUCUCAUAAGUACUGUAUAUGCAUUUCUUAUAUUAAUAAUGUUGAUCAAACAGCAAAAGAGAAAGAGGGGGCAUGACCUAAAGGGUUGAAAACCACUGAUCUACAUGAUAUACUUACAAUUUUUGUCAUUGCUUUGUUUGACAGUGAAAACAUAGCAUAAGGAUGGAACAAACUAUAGAAAUAUUAUAAUAAACCCAAAAGUCAAAUAAAUAAAUAAAAACAGUUAUGCAAGCUUCCAUCUAUUGGUUAUAUGUUUAUAUGUCAUUUUCAUCUUAAGUUGUUUUCCGCUGGGAUUUUUGGUUAAUUUUUAAAGUGAAUUUUACUGCAUAACCGUAGAUAUAUAUCACUGACAAAAUAAAAAUAUUGCAAUGUCAAUUUUUUCCCAAUGUCAUGCAGCCCUAAUAUUUUCUAAAAGUGCCUGCGUAGGAUCUGUAGUUCAGUGAAAUAACAGAUAUGCAAGUGAAAAGUGAUUAGAAUUGUUAUUUUUGCAAGGCAACGUUGUUCAAUUCACUGUAAUGGGAAGAAAUGAAACGGUUAUUUUAAAAGCUCACACCAUUGCACAUGUAUAACUCCAUUGGCAAGGUUUUGGGGAGCAUUUACUUUAGAGAAGUACUGAAGUGGCUGAAAAUCACAUUUGAGGUUUUAAUUUACAAAAUCACAGAUAAACCAACAGUCAGUUUACCCAGUAAACUGUAAAAAAAAAAGGUACCAUAGUCACUGUAUAGCAUGCGUUUGUAUGUUUUACCAGCAGUGGCUGAAAUUUAUUUGGUAAAAUGAUUUGUUUUUAACUUUAUUGUUAAGGCAACACUUAUUAGGGGUGACGGUUUGAGGGGGGAUUUCUCAAAGACACUUAAAAUGUUCUUCUUUUCUGUAUCUGAUGUUCUAUGUGCUAUUAGUGUGAUGCAGCCAACAUGAACGGUUGUCUUGUGUUGCACACCCUUUCCAACACUGCGACACGAUCGCCCCAGGGAGAAAAGCGCCCAUGCUUGAUAUCGUAUGGUUCAUGACCAAUAUGUUUCCAGUACAGGAAAAAUCCCUGAAGAAGCAAAGGCGCUCUCACUUUUGGCCCCCGCCGCCCCAGUGACCAGCCUGAUGAGCGGAGGAGGACUUCUGCCCAUUCCUAGCCCCUCUACACUACAGAAUCGAGGUCUUCCUUUAGCUAAUCUGGGGGUCCUGAAGUCUAGUUUGGACACAUCAGUGGCGGCUCUAAAUGCAAUUGCUUCACAGCCUCCGCUCACGGGAAAUGUAGAUCCCUCUAAAAUUGAUGAGAUCAGGAGGACGGUGUAUGUCGGCAAUUUAAAUUCACAGAGCACCACAGCAGAUCAGCUCCUCAAGUUCUUCAAGCAAGUGGGAGAUGUCAGGUUUGUCAGAAUGGCAGGAGAUGAAACCCAACCUACACGUUUUGCUUUUGUGGAGUUUGCUGAUCAGGAAUCGGUGUCACGAGCGCUUACAUUUAACGGAGUUAUGUUUGGCGACAGACCACUGAAGAUUAACCACUCCAAUAAUGCCAUAGUGAAGCCUCCAGAGCUCACACCUCAAGCUGCGGCCAAAGAGCUGGAGGAUGUGAUGAAGAAAGUGAGAGAGGCUCAGUCAACCAUCGCUGCUGCUAUCGAGCCAGAUGAUAAAAUUCAUUCAUCCAGUAGGUCUAGAUGUUCCAGAGGGUCCAGAUCUCACUCUCGCUCGCCAUCACAUUCACAAAGAAAGCGAUCUAGAUCCAGUCACAGGGGCCGCCUGUCCCAGACAUCCCGACAGAGGGUGAAUGACUCCCAGGGCCCCCAUAGGAGACGCUCACAUUCCCGAGAAAGGAAACACAGCCAGAGUCGAUCUCAUUCUAGGGACCAAAGGAAGGACAAGGACACCAAAGCAAGGAAGGACGAUGACUGGGAAGAAAAGAGGCCGCGGGACAAAAAGGGAAGGACGCCUCCCAAAGGAUACAGUGGCUCUAGACGUUCCCACAGUAUAAGCAGAGUCCAUAAGAAAAGAAGCAGAUCUCGAUCCAGGUCACCAAGGCGGAGAGCCAGGUCACCGACACCAUCUAAAAGAGGCAGGAAAGAUAAAAAGAGGGAUAAAGGAUGGGACAGUAGCAGGGAAAGGACAGAGACCUCAACAUCCAGGAGGAAAAGCAGGGAUUAUGAACAUAAAGCUAAGACAUCACUGAUGGAGAGGUGCUAUGAGCAGGCGGACUGCGAGUAUGACAGUGACGUGGAUGGCUCGGGCUCUGUGGGUAGUGACAUCAGAUCUCCUCAAACUUACCUCAACGGAAGCUAUAGGGGCACUUACGCCGAGGAGGAUGAUCUCUCUGCAGCCGACUGAUUCACAUGUACCCAGAAUGCCAAGAACACUGAUGUUGUGACUGGAGAGCAUUGCUUCAUGUAUCACACUGUAACAGCCGUCACUCCUUUUGAAGUGCUUUCGUCGCGUCCAUUGCUAUGUGACUGUAGACUUUUGAAAACAUUUUCUACUGCUGUGAAUAUUCUGCCUGUCAUAUGAUAUUCAUAUGGAUGAAAAUAUAAAGUUUUGGAUAGUUCUUUAUUGUGAUGAGAGAUGCGGUUUAUUGAAUGAAGGUGCUUGUAUUGAGGUCACUUGUUUUGUCAGGUCUGCAUUUUUCUUUUGCAUGUAACUUUGUGUUUAGACUCUAGUGAAAAGAUGUUUCAUGCGAUUUUGUUUCUCUUUUUGGUCUGUCGUACUAAAACAAAGCCAUUAUUAGUGUGAAUCUAAAAAAAAAAGUGUUUUGCAUUUAGCAUUUUUCUUUUGAUGUUUCAGUACAUAUUCCUUAAAACUCUUAUCAUUACUCUAAUGUAAAAAAAAAUUUUUAUUUUACUUAUUCCAAUUCAAGUAUGGCUUAAUUAUGAUGAAAAUAAUACCAGAAAUUGAUUUAUCCACUCUGUCUGGUCCUUUUCAUCGUUUCUGUUUACUUCAGUAAACAAAAAAAAAUACAAUUAGAUCAUAUGUAUUAUAACAGUCCGAGUGAACUGUGUAGGAACACAGUGCAUGUUAAAAAGUGCCUAGACAGUUUGUGUGGCAACAGAAUAUUUAACGAAGUGCAAAUCAAAUCAAAAGACUUAUUUAUCGUGUAUUAUACUAAAGCUUGUGUAAAAUGCAUAGGUUGAUCCAUAUUUUUUAACAGUAUUUAGUUUGCACCAGUGUAGACAGAGUCCUACAGUAAACUCUUCAUACAUGUAUUGUUGUGGCAUAUAUUCAGAUGUUUUAAUAGGUUUUCUAAGAAGACUUUACUAAUUGAAGAGCACAGUAACGUUAACAGUGACUGCUGUCUCGUUUAGAAUAACUACAAUUUAAAGCUUUAAGCUCUCCCAAUAUUAUUUAUUUUUUUAUAUUGUCUUUUUUUUCAGUCUAAUUUUCUAAAUGGGUAUAUAUAAAUAUAUACAGUACUUGUUAGCAGCAAAACUAGUAUGAUGAAGUAUGAAGUAACUUAUGAAUUGUAUUGAUUUGUGUGAUUUUGUGCAUCUGUUUAGAUGUGUAUAAAAGAUUGAAAUUGACAUUAAAGAGUUAUACUUCCAGUUU